This is a messenger RNA of Rosa chinensis, 1268 nucleotides long. RefSeq lists its product as uncharacterized. Bases 435 to 1061 code for a protein of 208 amino acids. The transcript has 3 exons. Lineage: Eukaryota; Viridiplantae; Streptophyta; Magnoliopsida; Rosales; Rosaceae. The record is from RefSeq and is a predicted model, not a curated record.
GGCACCAUCCAGCUUUUCCCUACUCAACCCUCUUCCCUCCUCCUCAACCCCAGCCCUUACGGUGUUCGACGACCGAGCAGUGGCUGGUGCUCUCCUCCGGGUCAGCACCGCAAAGUUACAGUGCUCCUUCUCCUCCGCCGCUCGCGGAGCAGAGGAUCGUGCCUCUCCCGGAGAAGGUCAAGAAGAGUCGCCGGGGACCGAGUCACCGGAGCUCACAGUAUUGCGGCGUCACGUUUUAUCGGAGGACCGGGAGAUGGGAAUCACAUAUUUGGCCCCCGGCUCUCUCUCUCUCUCUUCUAAUACGGGUUUCCUUCUGACUUGUACUACUGAAUUAUAGGGAUUGGAAGCGAUGGGUAUCGAAUUAUAGGGAUUGGAAGCGAUGGGUAUUGGAUUCGAAGCGAUGGAGCGAUGGGUAUUGGAUUCGAAGCGAGACAAUGGGUACUGGAUCAUCAAUUAGGCGGUAUAAAUUCUGGGUUUGGUGUUCUAAUCCAAACAGUUCGAUCAUCAAUUCUGGGUUAAUGGAUACCCAGAAUUGUACGAGCUUGGGCAAUCAACUAAUAAGUGAUUCCGAGGACUUACAAGGUAAAGAGCAGUGUGAUGAUUCUCAUUGUGAGCCUACUGAUGAUUUCCAUGUAGUGAAUGAAAUUGAAAACAAUGAAGAGGCAAUUGAAGAGGUCAUACUUGGAAAAGAGUUUAUAGAUGUUGAGAGUGCAUAUAAGUUCUAUAAGAAUUAUGGUGGCAAACAUGGAUUCAAUGUGAGGAUAAGAAACAGUAGAAAAAACAAUGAGAAUUUUGUGACAUGGGUGCGUUAUUGUUGUGCAAAAGAACGUUUUCGAGAAAAGGACAAGCGUCGUACAAAUGCAUCUUAUUCUCAACUAGUUACAAGAUGUGGUUGUCAAGCGCAUCUGACCAUCCUACUGCAGAAGAAUGGAAAUUUCCAAGUUAUAAUUUUGAUGAAUUACAUCUAUUUUGAAACCAUUUGUAGGAAUUUGAAAGCAUUUUGGUCAGUUCAGAAACACACCAAAAUAGUGAACAUGAUGUUCAACUAUCUGGUGUUUUGACUCAAGAUGGGAGAUUGGAACUUGGGACCUCGGAUGGAGGGUGAACGCUGAGUAGUGAAAAAUCACAGUAUGAUGAAGACUAAUGGGGUUGCUUUCUUUGCUGUCAAUAGAAGAUUCAGUCAACAGCUGAUAUUUCAAAGUUUAAGUUAUUUUGGUUUUUGGUAUGGUAUCAUGGGAAGAUGUCAAUAUUCCUAUCUAUGUAUAAAG